This is a messenger RNA of Oryzias melastigma (Indian medaka), 802 nucleotides long. Its product is annotated as protein PXR1. The transcript has 4 exons. The coding region runs from base 270 to 656 and encodes 128 amino acids. Lineage: Eukaryota; Metazoa; Chordata; Actinopteri; Beloniformes; Adrianichthyidae. The record is from RefSeq and is a predicted model, not a curated record.
AUGUGUACAAAUUGUUAUGGAAAGUUUCACAGGGAGUGGAUGAUUGUGAAGUUGAUAUAUUUCCGAACUCCUGUGAAUGCAUCACUUCAAACGGCUGAAAAUAAUUAGCUGAUGAGCUCACUGGUUAGGUUUUUGUUGUUGUUGCUGAGGUGUGUUCUAGCUCUUCCUUUUUUCCUCCCCGCCGCUUUAGGUGUGGCCAUGCCAUUUAAAGAGGUUGAAAGUCAGACGGAGGCAGUUCAGGAAAUAGAAUCUCUCCGGACAAGACCGACAUGGAACUCAACUUAGAAGAAGCUGUUGGUGAAGAGGAGGUGAAGAAGAAGGAUGCACAGAAGGAUGAGAUAAGCUGGCCAUGGAGCAAAAAGGACAAGGACAAGAGCAAGGGCGACCAUAAGGACAAGGGCGACCAUAAGGACAAGGGCGACCAUAAGGACAAGGGCGACCAUAAGGACAAAGACAAACAUAAGGACAAGUCCGACCAUAAGGACAAGUCCGACCAUAAGGACAAGUCCGACCAUAAGGACAAAGACAAACAUAAGGACAAAGGCAAACAUGAAGGUGGCAAGAAAAAGAACAAAAAGGAGAAGAAAGAAAAGAGGGAGAAGAAAGAAGGAGAAAAGAGCAGUUCAUCUGCAUCCUCCGGCAGUGAUGAGGACUGAUUCCUGUUUAAGGACGGCGCUGCAGUAUUUUGGCAGGUGGAAAGCUGACGUCUUUGUUGCCAGUUCUUCUCAUCUGUACAUUGACUCAUGCUCCUAAAAAAUAAUGCAGAUUCCUACAAAUAAAUAUUAAAGUCUAUCUAAACUUU